AUGGCUCAUAUUGGAGGCUUGCGUACCUUGUCUGUAAGGCCUCAAGCUGAUGAUUCAUUGGCUCGCAAACUGGGUGUAACUAUGGGGCAACAUCCACACUUGAUUUCCAUCAGAAACAUGUGUCUGGCUGCCGUGGCUAUUGAUGUUCCUGUGCAGUCUGCCAGUGUGGCUCUCGUUGAUUGUUAUUAUAACCACAUUUUCGUCUUGCUACGAAAUAUCAAAAUCAACAACAUGUUCCUUAAUACACCUAGAUUUGAUGUUGUGGUCUGGGUUGUGGUAUCAAAAGAUACGAGGCUUGAGAAGGUUCGAGGAGAUAUUGGGAAAAGAAUUGGAUUUUAUGAAAAAUGGGGGAGGAAACACUUUGAUAAGAAGGCCAAGGACAUCUCAGACAUAUUAAGGAGGAAGAAGUUUGUGUUGUUAUUGGAUGAUAUAUGGAAACGAGUUGACCUUACAAAAGUUGGGGUUCCUCCUAAUGGAAAUGAAAACAGGUCCAAGGUAGUAUUCACAACACGUUCCGAGUUGGUAUGCAGUCAGAUGGAUGCUCAAGAGACAUUUAAAAUGAUGUCUUUGGAAUGGCAAGAAGCUUGAGAAUUGUUCCAGAAGAAGGUUGGAGAAGACACCUUUAAGAACGAUCCAGAUAUUCUUCCCCUAGCUCAAGAUGUUGCCAGAGAGUGUAGUGGUUUGCCGAUAGCACUAACAUUGGCGGUGCUAUGGCUUGUAAAAAUACACCCCAGGAGUGGGAGCAUGCUCUUGAGAUCUUAAGGAACACCUCAAAUUUUCUGAAUAGGGAACAUGAGGCAUAUCAAGAUAUGGAGGCUGAGAUAUUUCCACUUUUGAAAUUCAGUUAUGAUAGUUUGCCCAGUGAUAGAGUUAAAUCUUGUUUCUUGUAUUGUUCUUUGUUUCCGGAGGACUGUAAAAUUCCAAAGGACGAGUUGAUACAUUGUUGGAUAUGUAUCUUUCUAGAUUUAGUUUGGUGUU
Molecule: messenger RNA, 978 nt
Organism: Ricinus communis (castor bean)
Lineage: Eukaryota; Viridiplantae; Streptophyta; Magnoliopsida; Malpighiales; Euphorbiaceae
Product: probable disease resistance protein At1g52660
Molecular function (GO): ADP binding
Source: RefSeq, a predicted model, not a curated record